AUGAAUACGAUCAAGGAGAAGGAGAUAGAAUUACAGGCUGAGUUAAGGGCUGAGCUCGCUGAGCCACUGCCAAGCAUAGGCCGAAUCAACAUACCGAAAACUCGAUACAUCAAUCCGGAUGUGGUUGCGCAGUAUGAAAAGAUCACCUCAACGUCAAUGAAUUCGUUGGAUGCAUUGGAAGAAAAACUAGCCGAAGUGGAAGCGCGGAAGAAAAAAGCACGUAAACUCAUCACCACGCAUCAGUUAAGGGCGAAGAAGUUCCGG
Molecule: messenger RNA, 264 nt
Organism: Cooperia oncophora
Lineage: Eukaryota; Metazoa; Nematoda; Chromadorea; Rhabditida; Trichostrongylidae
Source: the annotation of a GenBank genome assembly